Chlamydomonas reinhardtii is the source of this 5528-nucleotide messenger RNA. RefSeq lists its product as uncharacterized. The record is from RefSeq and is a predicted model, not a curated record. The transcript has 22 exons. NCBI's taxonomy places the organism in Eukaryota, Viridiplantae, Chlorophyta, Chlorophyceae, Chlamydomonadales, Chlamydomonadaceae. The coding region runs from base 130 to 4296 and encodes 1388 amino acids.
GUUGUCAAGCUACGACAAGUGGACUUCGUGGGCAACUCGGCUAUCGAUGGCGGGGCUAUCAGCCUUGCUGGAGAAACGCUUUGCCCCAAGGUGGAGGGCUGCUAUCAGUUCCACCUGGAUAAAGUCAGCAUGAUCAACAACAGGGCAUUAAAUGGAAGUGGUGGCGCAGUUCACUGGCUCCAGAAGGGAAUGCUCAACAUCAGCUACUGCCACAUCAACGAGUCAUACAUGCCGGUGCAGCUUAACAGCUACUCGGUGGAUCCCAUGCGGCUUGAAAACUCAACGCUGACAAUACUAAAUAACAAUACCCUACGGGUAUUCACCUCAUCAUCUGAUUUUGAUACCAUUUCCGUGCUGCACACGUUCCGGUACUACAGCUUCAACCCUGAAGUACAGUACAAUUUCAGUGCCGUUGGGACCGCCACAUGGAAAACAGCUGCUGCUGCCAAAAGUGUUGUUGUCGCCAACCUCACUUUGAGUGCCCUUCAAGCCAAUAACUCGAAGCUUCUUGGUGCAAAUACAUCUGAAAACUUCAUUACGGCCCUGUACAACUAUACCGACAACAACACAUCGUCUGCACUCACAACUACAGGCCGGAAGCUUCCGGCCCUGCAUGCGUUAAAUCAAAAUGCAAUUCCGCCUGAAACGCUUGCAUGCUGGCACUGGCGCGACAACAAGGCGGAUCCCUCAGGCCACGGUGACGACAUCGCAAGUUCUGCAUUUUACAUCCAGGCAAAUGAUAUUGUUGACUACUACACCAGCUUCGAGCCGCUACCCAUCAAUGCCACCAUGUAUGAUUGGUACGGCCAGGCCUGCAAGGGCUACGCCACCCAGCCCCCCGUGCAAGUCCGGCUGGGCGGCCUGCGCACCGAGGCUGACGGCACGCUGGUGAACCUGGAGGCACCGGAGAACAUGAACAAGUCCGGCCUCACAAUUGCGGGUCGCACAGUGACGAUGUCGGACAACGGCCUGGCAGUGUUCCAGAACACACGCCUUCGUGCGCCCGAGGGCCCGCGCGUGCUGGAGCUGAACGCCACGCUGACGAAGCCCGUGCGCGAGCUGGCCAGCGUCAAGGUGCUGGUGUACGUGCGGCCCUGCACCAUUGGCGAGUUCCUGGACCCCACCACAAAGGACAUGUGCAUUGGCUGCCCGCUGGGCACCUACAACAUGAUGCCAGCCGCGACCCAGUGCGAGACCUGCCCGGACAGCACCAACUGCACGGCCCCUGAUGAGGGCGCCAUGAUGCUGCCCGAUGACGGCUACUGGCAGAGCAACCUGUACUCGGAGCAGGUGCUGGAGUGCCCCAACCCCGACUCCUGCACGUACGACGCCCGCGAGGACUCGCUGCGUGAGAUCCAGGCGGUGACGUGGUGGGCGGUCAAGUGGAUGCAGGGCAACGCCUCACAGCGCGCCUCCAUGAACACACUGGCGGACCAAAAGUGGAAAGACCUCCUUGGCCGGCGCCAGCUUCGAACGCUGGGGGCCAACGUGGACGUGGUGAAGCCCAUUGAGACAAUGAGCGAUGAAGAGUUCGUGAACGCGGUGUACAACCUGACGUAUGUUUACAACCAGAACUACACCACCACCCUGUGCGCUGAGGGCUACAUGGGCACGCUAUGCGGCGCCUGCCAGCCCGGCUGGGGCCUGGUGGACGAGGCCAGCUGCAUCAAGUGCCCCGCCAAGUCCCUCAACGACCUGUACUACGCCCUCGCCACCAUCUUCACCAUCUUCACCAUCGGCAUGACAGUGCUCAGCAGCCUGGAGGCGCAGAAGACCGCGCGCGACAUUCGCGACCACGGCCUGGACGUGGCGGAGGUGCAGCAGCACACCGAGAGGCUGCACCAGCUGGACCCCGCGGGCCAGGGCUGGCACGGCCAAACCUCGCUGAACCCCGUGCGCGACUCCGUGGGCCCUGUUGAUGGCAGCCGCCCGGGCAGCCGCGCCGCCAGCGUCACCGCCGGCCCCAGCUCGGGCACGCAGCUGCCCCCCGCCGCCGAGGGCCCCAACGGCAGCAAGAGCCCCCUCCGCCCCGGCCCCGUGGCGGAAGCCACCGAGACCGACGGCGGCGCGCCCGCUCCCACCCCGCCGCCCGCCGCCUCACUGCCACCGGCCGCGCACCAGCAGGCCGGCGGCAGCGCCACCAACGGCUCCGGCGCCUUGAACGUCGGUGCUGUCGCGCUCCUGUUUGACGGGCAGCAGGCAGACGCUCACAAGCCCAAGCCCGACAUCGCAUCUGCCGGCGGCUUGGCGUCCAGCUUCCGACCCGACAAGAGCGGCUACAGUGCAACCGCCGGUGCCAGCGGCACACAGCGCCAGGGCUCUGUGCAGGGAGGCGUCAACGCGUCGGGCCGCCUGCCGUCCACCAAGGAGGCGUACAGCAAGUACCAAGGGCUGACGGAGUACGAGAUUGACGAGCUCAAGCGCGCGGAGGAGGAAAUGAGGGAGGAGGCGCUCAACCGAUACGCUGCCAACCAGUCCACAAUCAUGCGCAUCUUCAUCAGCUACAUCCAGGUGCUGGCGCUGCUGCGCAACGUGCCCAUCCGCUACCCUGACGCCUACAACAACUACCUCAAACUCAACAACCAGGCCACCGCCUACCCAGGAGACAUCGUCACCAUGGACUGCUCGCUGCCCUACUUCGCAGCCGGCGGCCUGCCGAGGUCCAUGCUCAAGGUCAUCCUGAGCUGCGCCUCGCCUCUCUACAUCCUGUUGGGCUUCGCCAUCCUGACGCUUUUCGGCGACAUGGCCAUCUACUACAAGAAGCGGAAGUCGCGGGCCAAGCUGAUGAAGGCGACCAAGAAGCGCGGGAUGAGCGGCAAAGGCGUGCCGCUGGGCGAGAGCGUGGAGGGUCCCGAGCCCUACGCCGCCGCCAUCACCACUACCACUUCCAACAAUAACAACGGCUUCACCACCGUGAAUACCUUUGCCCGAACAAAGACCUCCGGCUCCGCCACGGCGGCCGGCGGCGCUAGCAGCCUGCCUGUCGCCAACAGCUUUGCACCCGGCGGCGCCCAGCCUGUGUAUGGCUUCAACUCUGGGGCCCUGUUCUUCGGCCUGGUCAAGGACAACUACUGCCCCACGGGCCGGGACGACCCACUGCGCAACUACGGCGCAUUCCUGUGGGACCGUUACUUCUCACAGGUUCUGGUUAUGAUGAUUGUCAUCUUCUUUGUUCUGUACCCGGACGUGGUGGACAACCUGCUCAGCAUCUUCUCGUGCGCUGACGUGGACUUCGACAAGGACGGCAACCCCCUGGCGGUCAAGAUGGGUCUGUACAACAAGCAGGUCUGGACGGUGGACUACAACGUCACUUGCUACGAGGGACAGCACUUUGUGUUGGCCAUGGCGCUGGGCAUCCCCGGGAUCAUCCUGUUCGCUGCGGGCUGGCCCUCCAUCAACGCCGUGCUGAUGAGCCCGCUGGGCCGCCAGCUGUGCGGCCACAAGACGCGUUUCACUGAGGACAUGACCGAGUACUACCUGAACGACUACAAGCCCAACUUUAUCUGGUGGGAGUCCCUUGUGAUGCUGCGCAAGCUGGCCAUCGCGCUGGCGACCACCUUCCUGGGUAGCCGCGAUACCGACACCGGCCUCAACCUGCUCAUCUGCAUGUCCAUCCUGGUGGUGGCUGUGUCGCUGCAGCUGUGGUUCCGGCCCUAUCACCAUGUGGAGACCAACACGCUGGAGGCCGGCUCCAUCUGCGUGCUGCUGCUGACGCUGUACCUGUCGCUCUACUUCCUGCUGGACGCGAGCGUGGUCAGCAACAGUGGAGCCAUCGCCGUGUCUGCGGUCAUCAUCGGCAUCAACGUCGCCAUGGUGGCCAUCUUCCUGUACUACGUCAUGCGCUCCCACUGGCACACCUACAUCAAGGACAUGGGCUUCGAUGCGGAGGUGCUUCACGGCAUGUCGCGGGCCCAGAUCCACCAGCACAUGUCCAAGGCCAUGGAUGACGCGCUGCCCAGCUUUGUGCCAGAGAGCGUCAAGUCCGUCAUCACGCGCGCCGCCACAGGCACGUUGGCACACACGGUGGCCCUUCAGAAGCGCUUCUCCUCACCCGCCAGCCUCACCGUCGGCACCUCGGCCGCCACAAUGGGCACACACAUCUCCGGCCCGCUCAGCCCGAACUCGCCGUCUGGCGCCAACGGCUCUGGCAGUCCCAAAGUGGGGACCGUGAACUCCCUUGGCCGGCCGCAGCAGCAGGGCCAGCCCGACCGCGUGAACACGCUGGGGCGCGGCAAGGAGGAGGCGAAGCCCAAGCAAAGCAUCAACCCCAUUGACAGGCUGAAGUCGAACAAGUAGAGAUGGGUGGGUGGGAUGAUAGUGUUCGAUGCGAUGGUUUUGAGGCAGGAUUGGUUCGAGAGAGAUUGCAGGCGCAUCGUUGCAGAUGCAGCAGGAGGGGCUGCGGGCCCGAAGGAUGAAGCCUGAGGGAAAGGGUUGAGGUGGAGGAAAUGUGGGGCUGGCACGUCAAUAACACGUGUGCGGUUUCCCGCAUGUUUUGCUGUGGGUGAGCGCAGCAGGGGGUUGCAAGCUGUGGGGUUGCGUGCCGUGCGCGGCAGCGGCUGCGGCAGUAGCAACAGAACAGUAGCAGGGACCGCAUGUUCUCGCACGUUCUCGCAUUCUCGCAUGUCUUUAGCGGGACUCACCACCCUCGUAAUUCAUUCAGUCAUGUGGCAUGUGUACUGCGGCACAAAUUCGUCUGUUGGGGAUGCGUUUCGGUUUGUCUGAGCUGCAAGCGCAUCGGUUGUACAAGUGAGGUGGUGCUCCAUCGAGUGCUUGAACAUUGACAACAGGUUGCGUGCAGUUUGUUUGGCCUUUUCUGGACCAAGAUAGCUGAGGCUCCCUGUGCCGCGUAGUGACCUUGGAACAAGCGGAGGCGGAUGUGGAUGUCAUUGGACACAUGACACGUCAGGGCCAGGGAUCUGCCUAUACACGACAACGGUGGUGCUGUGGCAGACCUGUGCAGCAGCUGCGCCACACACAAAGGGGUGGUGGGCGGAUAGAUACAGACGUGGCAUAAUAAGUAAGGGCAAGGUCGGCAUAGCGUCGCCAGUUGGAAGGCUGACGACCGGCCACACCAAAAGUGACAGGUUGCGAUGUGGCAAAGCUGGGCCGGCCGGGCGAGUCGGCGUAAGGAGUGAACACAGUGUUCCGUGCAUGCCGUGCGCAGUGCAGACAGAGGCACACGUAUGAAGUUGCUCUCGCCAGUCCUAAUAAAUAUAACGUCUUGGGCUAGUCGUCGCACAAGGACUUGCACGUGCCUAGCCUGUGUAUGGCACGCCUAACAGGUAGCGAAGGGGUGUUAGAAAGCUCUUACCAACGUCAGGCGGCCUGCUGAUAGGAUAGGAUGUGCGCGUGUGCAAUCAACUGCACUACUUACACUGGCGCUGGCAUCGCGUUUGUGGCCGACUGCGGUGCUCAGGGUUCAGAGGGUUGCCCUCCUGGUGGUGCCGCAGCGCUGACUCAUGGCACUGCCUGCUCGGCGGGACGAGUGUGAUGGAUGUGCGACGGGACACUUGUAAGGCAGGUUGGUG